CGCUGUUUCUCGUUUCGUGCGUGCUGGAGGUUCUUGCUGUUGAAGGUUUAUUGGUUUAAGGCUGUGUGUGUGAGUGUGCGUGUGCAUGUAGCGUGUUUGAAUCAUAUGUGACAGUUCGAAGCAUUGCUGUCAGUAAAAGUUAGAAUGAAGCUGCUGUUGAGGAGGCAUAGAAACCAGGCAUUACGUGUGUCACAAACCUUAUACUAAGCGGAUGGUCCUUGAUGGAUGUACACUUAUUAGCGCUUUGAUGGAUGAUAGUAACUAAUCUCACAGAGGAAAUGGCGGUAUCAGCGGAAACACGACUGAAAAGGUUCUUACACUAUGGAUCUGAACUUCCAUGUUAUGAAGCUGGUGCAUGGAAAAUAAAUAUUGCCUCUCCAAACUAUGAAGCAGUGGAACUGACAUCAGUUGAUUCUCUAAUUUCUGAAGGGAAAGGAAGUGAUGUAGUAAAACACAUAAUUGAGGCUUACAAUGGUGGCUACUCCGCUGAACCAGAAGCCAUCUUGUUUGCAUUGGUGUUAUGCAUGAAGCAGAGUCAGUCAUUAGAAGUCCGCCGAGCAGCCUAUGCUGCUAUUGAAACAGUGUAUAAGACACCAAAGGCAUUUUUUGCUUUUGUGAAGUACAUAACUGAUUUGUCGAAACCAACAACAGGCUGGGGAAGAGGGCUACGCCGUGCAGUUAAUAACUGGUAUUUACAUCAAGAACCACAGAAAAUGGCUGAAAAUGUUACUCGUUUUGUAGGAAUGCAUAGCUGGACACACAAGGAUAUUCUGAAAUUGGCUCAUACAUGUUCUAAAAAUCCAGCCCAAAAUGCUGUCAUCAGUUAUGUGAUAAAUGGUAUUGAGACAGCUCAGAAAUUAUUUAAUGAUAAGCCGGAGGCACAAGCAAUAAUUGAGUACCUGAAAAAUGUUGAGAAUCUUAAACAUAGCACAAAUUCCACUACAGCGUCAUUACUUAUAUCAGCACAUUCAUUUUCAUUUGAGUGUGUGCCAUCAGGCCUCUAUAGAUCGAAAGAAAUUUGGCAUGUGUUAAUACCAAAGAUGUCUGUGGUGACCAUAUUGAAGGUUCUGCGACGUUUGUCAAGAUAUCGGUUACUUCGACGAAAGUCAGUGAUUGUUCCACUUAUUGUGGAUCGUUUAAAGGAGGAAGAGGCCAUUAUAGAGGAGAAAGUACAGCCUGCGGAAAUCUUGCUCUACUUAAAAAAGUAUGAGUCAUCAUCUAGGUUGAGAUUUAUUGACAGAUCAAGACCAGUUAAGCCCCCACCACCAGUCAACCCUGCUGUCGUAGAUGCGGCUAAUGCACUUUUGAAUACAUCAGUCAGUCUUCUUAAACCAACUGGCUUGAAGUAUAUAAUAGCAGUCAACAAUGGAUUUGAUAUGAUACUGACAAAGUGUUGGCAGUGUCGUGAAUUGACAUGUUGUAUGGCUGCACUCCUGAUAACAUAUUGUAUUUACAAAACGGAGACAGAUGCUACUGUUCUUAUAUAUUCAGCAUCAGACAUGGAGGAAGUGCCAUUGGAUAAAUCACUGUCUUUCAAUGAAACAAUUUCAACAAUGAGAGCGCGUUGUUCUGCUGCUAAAGUGAAUAUGGCACAACCUGUAAUGUGGGCACAGAAAAACAAAAAGGCAGUUGAUGUGUUUGUUGUUAUAACAAAUAACAACAAUGAAACAAGUUCUGCCUCUUUACCAACAUGCUUAAAUCAGUAUAGAAGUGAAAUGAAUCUUCCUCAAACAAAGUAUAUUGCGGUUGGACUAGAUAUGUGUGGAUUGAAUUGUAUUGACCCAGCAGAUCCUGGUAUGUUGGAGAUCAAAGGAUUUGAUGAAAAGGUGCCCACUAUAAUUGAAGCAUUUUCAAGAGGAGCAUUUUAGUUUUGUUUAUUGCGAGUGAAAUCUGACGCAAGAUUAGAGUGACAGUUUGUGAUACAAAUAAAGUUUAACUUCUGCACUCUCUCUCUCUCUCUCUCUCUCUCUCUCUCUCUCUCUCUCUCUCUCUCUCUCUCUCA
Schistocerca piceifrons (Central American locust) is the source of this 2002-nucleotide messenger RNA. Its product is annotated as RNA-binding protein Ro60-like. The transcript is spliced from 13 exons. The record is from RefSeq and is a predicted model, not a curated record. NCBI's taxonomy places the organism in Eukaryota, Metazoa, Arthropoda, Insecta, Orthoptera, Acrididae. The coding region runs from base 252 to 1868 and encodes 538 amino acids. Gene Ontology annotation, cellular component: ribonucleoprotein complex. Gene Ontology annotation, molecular function: RNA binding.